UUUGCCGCUUAGCUGCUCGGGCUUCUGCUGCUGCGUCUUUGGUUGCCCGGUUCUGCCUGCGGAGCGUCUGGACGGAGCUUUCUCCAGGGCGCGCACACCCCCCGCACCGCUCAGCGCCCUCCGGGUGUGUGUGUGUGUGUGUGUGUCCUCCCUCCUCUCCCACGCGCCGAGACGGUGAAAGUGUGAAGUGCUUCGGCCCCCUCCAGUGCUCAACAGGCUCGUACGGUACCGCCUCCUCUGCUCCCUCCCCAAUCCCUGCGAAGACCGAGGCCAGCUGAUGCGGAGCGGAAAGCGACGCCCAGGGUCUCUGCGAGGGGGACUGAGCCCUGGAGCGCCAGGAUUGGGGACCAGCCCCGUGUCUGGUUCCCGCGCGGAGAGUUCUGCUCGCCCGGCCGGGGAUCUUCCGCAGGAUCAGAACCACCUUUUAAGGAGGAGGAUUUUCGCCCCGGAUCUGCUCCUGCGGGGCCUGCGGAGAAGGCUCUUCUGAAUCCAAGCAUCUGUUCCAGACCCUAAUUCCCAUCAUAACUUUCUCACCAGCUGCUAUGGACCUAAACAACCCAGCGACACUGGAGUCCAUCUCAAACAGCAUCAUACGGCCUUCUGUGUCACGGCCACUGAAGAAUUUGUAUAGGGGUGAACCAAUGGCCCUGGGGAUCACACAGAUCGGCAUCGGCAUUGUGGUAAUUGCUUUUGGGCUGGUGAUAGUCAUGGCAGAAGGGACACUUGAAUACCAUUAUGGUGAAAUACAUAUCCGAACUCCAUACUGGACUGGAAUCCUGUACAUCAUUUCUGGAUCUCUGUCUGUGGUCGUUGCCAAGAAACCUGAGAUAUCACUGGUGAAAGGCAUGCUGGGAAUGAAUGUUGUGAGUGCCGUGGCAGCUGGCAUUGCAAUUGUGAUACUCUCCAUUUCAGUAGCACACAUAAGUUACUACAGUGAGUGUGACGGAUAUUAUAACACAGAAAUGCCGCCUGAAAUUUGCCACGAAGUUAUCACCAUCCCUUACACUCAAAUGCGCUACAUGGCUGCAGUUCUCCUGACGUUCACAAUCCUGGAGUUCCUCAUCACCAUCAUCACUGCUGCCUUUGGAUGUGCCGGUUUAUGUCGGAAUUCCUACAGUGAAACGACUGUAGUGAUUUUUCAGAACACAGCCCGGGGGACCCCGCCUGCUGUCCUGACGCCAGUCAAGGAGGACGAGGCGCCGUGAAUGUCCAUGGCCUCCUUCAUCCAGAAUCACAACCACUUUGUACUCCUCUUUGA
Molecule: messenger RNA, 1258 nt
Organism: Gekko japonicus
Lineage: Eukaryota; Metazoa; Chordata; Lepidosauria; Squamata; Gekkonidae
Product: membrane-spanning 4-domains subfamily A member 4A-like
Exons: 7
Coding region: 543-1205 (220 amino acids)
Cellular component (GO): membrane
Source: RefSeq, a predicted model, not a curated record